UCUGCUCUUCUAUCCAUUAGAUACAUGACGAUAAUGUAAACAAAUUUCGUGUGUUAGAUAUUUAUGGGAACCUUGCUUUCUUCGCUCAGUUCCCUUCAAUGUUUUUGAUGUUCUUAUCAGAAGUUUUGAUGCUUUGUGUUCUCCCGAAGUUAUGAAUAAAGAAGGAUUUCUUUCUAGCAUCUCUUCAUGCUAUUUAGGUUAGGGUUCAUCGUUGCUGCCUCCGUUGCAGCAUAUGCAGUGAAGCAGGCAAAUUGUCCAAAGCCACCGGCGUUAAAUCCUUCAGAGAAUGACAAGGGAGAGGAAGAGCCAGAAUUGCUUGAGAAGGCACAAACAGAGCAGCAAGGAAAUGCUAGGUUCUGCCAAACAACGGAAGAGGAAAAAGAAGAGGAACAUGUCAAGACUAUCAGCGGUGUAAUAAACGCACCGCAGAUCAAUUUAAUUCCUUCAGGCGUUGAAGAUGAUGAGGAAUUUUUGCCUGAGUUUGAGAGCCUUCUUUUUGGAGAGAUGGAGGUUCCAGUAUCCAGUGUCAAGUAUGAUAUAAAGCCUAAUUUAGAGUUUGAUACAGAGAAGGCAAACUAUGCUUCUGAACUAGAGACUCUUCGAAACUUAGUAAAGGAAUUGGAAGAGAGGGAAGCGAAGCUAGAAGGAGAGUUGCUGGAGUGCUAUGGCUUAAAAGAGCAGGAAAAAGAUGCUGCUGAGUUGCAAAAACAGUUUAAGAUCAAGAAUGUAGAGAUAGACAUGCUCAAUGCCGCUGUUAACUCUUUGCAGACCGAGAGGAAGAAGCUUCAGGAAGAGAUUACAAAGGGCAAUGAGGCCAAAAAAGAACUGGAGGUUGCUAGAAACAAGAUUAAGGAGCUGCAAAGGCAAAUCCAGAAUGAUGCUAACCAAACUAGAAUGCAACUGCUCCUGGUCCUGAAACAGCAGGUUACCAGUCUCCAAUCCAAGGAGCAGGAUGCCACUAAAAAGGAUGCAGAAGUGCAGAAGCAGCUCAAAGAUCUUAAAGAGCUUGAGGUCGAAGUUGUAGAGCUUAGGAGGAAGAACAAGGAGCUUCAGCUUGAGAAGAGAGAGCUCGUUGUAAAGUUGGACGCUGCUGAGGCUAGAGCAGCAACAGUUUCAGAUGUUCCGGAGAGCGAGCAAGUCAACAAGGAAUGGGAGGAGAUCAAACGUUUGAGGCAUGCCAAUGAAGACCUUAUCAAGCAAGUGGAAGGCCUACAGAUGAACAGAUUCAGCGAAGUAGAGGAAUUGGUUUACCUUCGCUGGGUUAAUGCCUGCUUGAGAUAUGAACUAAGGAAUUAUCAAAAGCCAGCGGGCAAGACCACAGCUCGUGAUCUCAGCAAGAGCUUGAGUCCGAAGUCCAAGGAAAGGGCCAAACGGUUGUUGCUAGAGUAUGCUGGAUCUGAACGAGAUCAGGGAGACACUGAUUUCGAAAGUUUAUCAUCCAUGCCAUCAUCUCCUGGAAGCGAAGAGUUUGAGAAUGCCUCUAUGGAUAGCUCUUCCAGCAGAUUCAGUUAUUUAAGUAAAAAGCCAGGCCUUCUCCAAAAGAUGAAGAGAUGGGGCAAGAGCAAGGAUGAUAAUGUCUUGGCCUCGCCAACUCUGUCUCAAGGGGCAGUUUCACCAAUGCGGAGCAGCGCCAGCUUCGGGUCAUCUGCUCCCCGGGGUCCAUUGGAAGUUCUGAUGCUUAGGAAUGCUGGAGAUGGCAACUCCAUUACUACAUAUGGGAAAAAUGAUGAAGAUCAAAUUGAGCACUUGAAUGAACAUAACUUGCCACCAAUUAGAGCACGGGUUGAUUCAAAUGACUCAUUAAAUAGUGUUGCUGCUUCGUUUCAGCUGAUGUCCAAGUCUGUUGAAAGUCUGGCUGACGAAAAAUACCCUGCAUUUAAGGAUCGCCACAAAUUAGCAAUGGAGCGAGAGAAAAUGAUCAAGGAGAAGGUUGAUCAAGCACGAGCAGAACGAUUUGGUGGAGAGUCAGCUCGUUUUAGUAUGAACUAUGAGUUCAGAGCUAUGGGGGAUAAGGAGAAGCCUGUAAUAUUGCCACCAAAGCUUGCUCUGAUAAAGGAGAAAGUUGGACCUUUAGGUGGAAGUGAACUUAGUGAGUCUGAUGAGAACAAGAUUAUUAGCCCAGUAGUUAGCAAGAUGAAACUGGCAGAGAUCGAGAAGAGGCCUCCAAGGGUUCCUAGACCACCUCCCAAAUCGUCAAGGAGUGUUGCUAGUACUGAUAACAAAACUGUCAAAACAUCAGGUGCUGCUCCAUCUCCACCAGAGGCACCUCCACCAUUACCACCUGGUCUACCUCUGCCGCCGCCGCCACCACCUCCGUUAGGUGUAGCACCAAGGCCUCCUCCUCCUCCAGGAAGCAUAUCAAAAGGUUCAAUUGGUGGGGAUAAAGUUCACCGGGCCCCUGAGUUGGUCGAGUUCUACCAGUCAUUGAUGAAACGUGAAGCCAGGAAGGAGCUCACCUCUAUUCCUUCCACAAACUCCACUGCAGUCGAUGCCAGAAGUAACAUGAUUGGAGAGAUCGCUAACAAAUCAUCAUUCCUUUUGGCUGUGAAAGCUGAUGUGGAGACACAGGGUGAUUUUGUCCAGUCAUUGGCAAAUGAGGUUCGGGCAGCUUCCUUUACAAAUAUAGAUGAUCUUGUUGCCUUUGUGAACUGGCUGGAUGAAGAGCUCUCGUUUUUGGUUGAUGAAAGAGCUGUUCUUAAGCACUUCGAUUGGCCAGAGGGAAAAGCUGAUGCUUUAAGAGAGGCAGCAUUCGAGUACCAAGAUCUGAUGAAGCUGGAGAACCAGGUGUCAUCUUUUAUUGAUGAUCCUAAGCUUCCAUGUGAAGCUGCUCUUAAGAAGAUGUAUUCUUUGCUUGAGAAAGUGGAGCAAAGUGUCUAUGCGCUUCUACGUACUCGUGAUAUGGCUAUAUCACGUUACAGGGAAUUUGGAAUUCCAACAGAUUGGUUGUCAGAUUCUGGAAAUGUUGGCAAGAUCAAACUUGCAUCUGUUCAGCUUGCAAAGAAGUACAUGAAAAGGGUAGCUUCAGAGCUUGAUGCUCUGAACAACACAGAGAAAGAACCAAAUAGGGAAUUUUUGCUCCUGCAAGGAGUGCGAUUUGCUUUCCGAGUUCAUCAGUUCGCCGGAGGAUUCGAUUCGGAGAGUAUGCGAGCUUUUGAAGAAUUAAGAGGCCGCAUAAACAAGCAGAAAAGUGAAGAUAUGGUCGAGCAAGGGUAGGUUGCUUUGGAAUUUCUUUCGCAAGCUGACAGAAGUCCAUGUAAAGGAGAUGAAAUAUUUUAGUUACAAAAAGCUUGAAGUUCAGAAAAUCUUUAAAUUACUUAUAUACUCUAGUAAAAUUCUCAUUUACAUCAUCACGCAUACCUUUAAUGGUGAAGGAAAAUUUUUAUUA
Messenger RNA from Phalaenopsis equestris, 3385 nucleotides. Its product is annotated as protein CHUP1, chloroplastic-like. Gene Ontology annotation, biological process: chloroplast organization. Lineage: Eukaryota; Viridiplantae; Streptophyta; Magnoliopsida; Asparagales; Orchidaceae. Gene Ontology annotation, cellular component: chloroplast outer membrane. The record is from RefSeq and is a predicted model, not a curated record.